GAGAUCCACAACCCCACCCAGGAAGAGGUUAUCUUCAAUUUGAGAAACAACAGUGAAUUAAAACCCGUAUCUACAAAGCUAUGAGAUCUCCAAGAUGUCCGAUCUGUGGCCUAGGGUUUGGACGAACCCAUAUUGGGUGGAUGAAUGAUCUUCACUGUGGUAAGGUCGCCAGAGUCUUGAGUCCGGGCGCUCCAUUUAACACUCUUCUAGUGCACUGGAACAGCUCAAACGUAGAAAUCAUCAAUAUUUAUCAAUAUGAAGACGGUAUGUUUGAAGCGGAGGAUACCAUUUACACUCCUGGCCUUCAGGAUGAUGGCUCGUAUGUUUUUGGGAUACACUCCAGCUGCGAAGAUAUCCUACAAAGAGCCUUGCGGGACGCUGGCUUUGGUGCCAUUCCUCUGAUUCUCUGCAAGUUGCUACAAGUCAUUCCAUUUUCCACGUUCUUUGAGGGCGACAAUGCAGCGAUCCACAUCGAAAUCGAUGGCAUUCUCAUUCGUGAGCUUCCUGAACCUCCAGAUGAAUAUGAUGAGGAUGAAAGGCUUGAUGAUUUCAUAUUUGCACCUCCUUUGGGAGUCUGCUGGAAUGAUCUAGAGGCCUUCGACCCAACUUCUGCAGAAGAUAAAGUCAGGCACAUUUUUGAGGGAGCGCGGUCAGAUGAUCUUCUCACAUUGCCCCCAGAGAUUAUACUUGCAAUUAUCUCUUACUUACCAACUCAAGACCUUCAGAAGCUGAGAAGUGUAAGCACUGCUGCGGCACUAGCACCACUCUCGACGCAUUUCUGGUCUAUUCGCAUGGCAAGUGAUAUGCCUUAUGCAGAUUUCAUAAAAGGAAACCCCUGUGCUCGACUUGAUAUAAGAUAUAAACACCUCAAGCAAAUCUUGCGUCAGCGGACAAGUCGGGCGGCGAAUUCUCUGCGAAACCUGCGGAGGAUAUAUAAUCUUGCCCGUCGACUUUGCACCAUCAUUCAAUUGCGCUCUCCAAUCGAUCAGAGAAAGGAACCUUCUCUUCUUGAGUUGAAUCCAACGGUUCGGGAAAUCCAAACGAUUGAUAUACAGCUACCAUUGCCACCUCUGCAGGUUUCAUUCAUUACCGUUGGUCACACCUCUUAUAUCACUGGCAUCCAGUUUUCUUUAGAUGACAUCAACGGAUGCGGCUUUCAUUACAAUGGCCCCUCUAAAUACCUACCUGGAUGUCCUAGGAACGAUUCUGGCCAGCUUUUAUUUUCUGAAAGGCACAAUGGAUUCGUCGGUCUUGGAUUUGAACAAGGUCAGGGACAGGAGGCAUUUCUUGGCCAAUUCUCUGGGGAUAAUAUCUGCAAGAGCAAGACCGCGUUCCAAAAGGGCGAUAUACUGCGUCUGAACUUUGACGUGAGUAGCAACUCCGAGCUUUAAAUACCCGGUAAUUAACGAUUUAUAGAGCUUCAAGCUUUCAUCUGUCAAGAUCGGCCCGCGAGAUUCGCUCAAGGCACCUGUGGUGUGGCUGCCAGAGCUACCCAUAUAUGACACAAGCCUCCUCUCAUCGCACUGCCAACCCU
This is a messenger RNA of Xylona heveae TC161, 1534 nucleotides long. RefSeq lists its product as hypothetical. Bases 81 to 1391 code for a protein of 436 amino acids. The transcript has a single exon. Gene Ontology annotation, molecular function: protein binding. NCBI's taxonomy places the organism in Eukaryota, Fungi, Ascomycota, Xylonomycetes, Xylonales, Xylonaceae. The record is from RefSeq and is a predicted model, not a curated record.